Porites evermanni is the source of this 5489-nucleotide messenger RNA. The record is from the annotation of a GenBank genome assembly. Lineage: Eukaryota; Metazoa; Cnidaria; Anthozoa; Scleractinia; Poritidae.
AUGGUGUUCGAUAGACUGAGAGGAAUCGAAAGAGAAAAUUUGCCUCUUUCGCGGCGACAAACUGUUAACGAUCAGGAAACUGAAGCUCAGGAAAAUAUUUUGUCCUCCGUUGAUAGAAAAACGCCCAAAGAACACCAAAUAGGUGAGUGAUUUAGACAUAUUUAGUCAAGAACGUCUGAUAACUCCAUGGUCAAUGGGCCUGUAGGCUUGCUCCAAAAUAACCAGCGUUCAAGUCAUUCAAUGAAGUAUAGUUGAAAUUAAUUAAAUGAUCUUACUUGAAAUGAAAAUAAUGCAACAGUAAUUCGAUUAACGAAAUCGUUAAAGCGGAAUAAAUUUAUGUCAAUAAAUGUUUUGGCAUCCAAUCGACUGUAAAACAUCAGCCAGGUUAAAACUUCUGCACACAUAUUACAAUAAUAUUAUAAGAAUAUUAUAAGAAGUAGGUUAAUGUUAUCAUAUGUAUUCAGCUCCGGCCAGAACGAGUUAAAUCAAAUUGAAAUGUCCAAAACCAUAAAUGAAGAGCAUAGAAACAGGAGCCAUUUUUCUAUUUUGUUCUAAACGCUUAGGCUUAAAUAACUUUUUUCAGCGUUGUCAAACGUUGUGCUUCUACUAUGCCAAACUCAUUUUAUAAGUUAUAAAUGCAUUAAACCGGCUUUUACAUUAUGUUUUAUUUCUGACAGAAGGUAUUUUAUUUGACUGAAUUUGUCUGAAACCAAGUCAUGCCACUGUUGAGCCAGCUUAGAACAAUAAUCAAUUCAUAGGUUUCUUAAACAUAGCCAAAAAAAUAUGUUCUGAUGUGGCAGUUUACAAUGAAUGUCAGCCGUCAAAACUAAAACGUCAGAAGGUGUCAGGAUUCCUCAGCAGGUUUCAUUCACUAGCCCCCUGAUGAGCUUUGGCAAUGGUCAUGGCGCCUGUUCAAGUGAUAAAAUUUUGUCUCACUAUUUCAGCUGAUUUGCUUUACAAAAUUUAGAUAUCCCACCAAAGGGCUGGGUUAGAAGUUCAGAUUGAGACUACAGCUGUUGAGGGUUGGGACAUGAUGUUGGAUUUCUAAAGUCCUCCUUUAAUUAUCUUCCCCUCACAUGAUGAAAUUGUUUUACACUGUGGAUAAAAUAUUAUUCAUUUAUACAAUAUUACCACCAUCUGAACUGCUAACCAUGUGGCUAAAUUAUAGUAUUAAUGUUAUUGUGAUAACUUGUUUUGACAGAAAGCUCACAAAGACUUGUUGGUUUUGCUAUUGGAACAGGAAGGUAAUAAAAUGAGGAAGGAAAGAUAAAUGCAGGAGUUUUCUUUACAUGAGUUAUACUGCCCCCAAAUCUUCUUCUCAUGAUAAUGUGUGUGUCAUGUGUCUUUCUUUCUUAGUAUUUUAGCUGCUCAGUUUCUGACACAUCCAUUCACAGUCUUUAGAAGACAAUGCCAGGUACUUGUUUACUACUUCUUUUAGCUAAUAAGUGCCUGUCUGCCAAGCAGGAGCUGGCUGCCAAUUCAACCCUGGCCACACCAACAUUCAGGGUCCUAAACCAAAUGAGAAGAAAGUGCUGCCUUUGUUAUAACAUUCGCAAACAGUUAGUAGGCGUGUUCCCCUGGGAAAUUUUUUGGAUUUUAACUCCCCAAGUCCCCUUUCCAGGGUUUCUGACUCAUUCAGACAGGAUAUUUACUAACUGUCCAAACCAUUUUUCAGAUUUUAACUUGCAAAGUUUAAAGUUUUUUACCAAAAAUAUAUUCAUCAUGAAAAAUCUGACCAAUUUGUAUAAAAUUGUGGAAACUGGUAUGGAUCUGAACCUGGUUAGGCUUUCUAGUGUACUUAAUUUCGCAGGAUAAACUAUUAAGGUCUUGUCUCAUAACCCUUGCAUACAUGUAUAAAUUCUGUAUGAGGUUAAACAACCGACAAGCUUUUGGUAAAGAGUAGAGGGCACAGUUCCUGGGGCAGUGAUCUAUCUCAAAUUCAUAUUCUGUAAUUUAGCAGGACAUAACCGGGAUUACCUCAUAAAAAAUAGUAAACUGUGGCACAAGCAGCCUGGAAAAAGUUCUCUAACAAGUAUUGUAAAUUAUCCAUGAAAAGCUCCAAAGGGGAGUGGAUAAUUUAUUAUAACUACAUUAUUGCAAUAUAUUAACAAGUCACUGUCUAACUAUAAAGAGGCCAAACUUCCCAAAGCAUUGCUCUUGUUCCAAUCUCUCCAAGUUUGAAAUGGAUCUACACCUUCUCAAUUGUCUUCAGUGUUUUUAUCCAGAUCGGCAGUAACUAUAAGCUUUGAACUGUAGACUACUGCAGACUUUCUGCAUAUUUUAAAGGUGCCUUUUUCUGUGUUAACCCUGUUCUGACCUGCACUGUUUCUUUUUCAUUUUGUGUGUAACAGGUAAAUCAUGGAGCCAGAAAGUAUCACCUGUCUCCAUUCACCGUUUUCCAGAUACUUCUCAGGGUCAAAAGAAAUCAGGUAAAGAAUUGUUUUAAAGUAUGUAACUAUGAUGUAAGUACCUUAAUGAAUACUCAUGUGAUUAGUUGUUUCAAACGUUAUAAGUCAUGUCAACUUUUGCACUGUUUCAGAGCUAUGGUGCAUUAUGGAAGGGUUGUGGUAGUACAUAUGUUGUGUGUGCUGUUAACUUCUUCAGUGAGGCAGGCAUCAGUAGUUUGACUCAUCUACCCCAGUAAGUAAAACAUGCAUUUGCACUUAAUAAUAUUUGAAUCUGCAAGAAGCAGCUCUUCUGGUAACUUGCGAUAUGAAGCCAAAAGUGUCUUUCAAUAGGGUAAAUUGUAUUGUUCUGAAAUAGCUGACCAGACGUAAGAGUAUUCAAAAUCAAGUAGAUAUCCUAGCCUCCUUGGUGGAUGUUCUUGUUGCUCAUCAUAGUUAACAUUACAGUAGAUAAUUAUUUAUUUUCAUGUGGAUGGCAUUUUGAUGAAACUGAUAAGGAUACCUGUUAGCGACAAAGACCAUGCUUGGAAGUCUGAGUUGCCUGUCUCACUGACUGAAAAAAACAACAUCCUUAUCAGAGCUAAAAAAAAACUUGAAUCCCAGCUUAGUGCAAAUAUACCCCUGAUUGCACAACUCAGAUUUUUUCCUUUCUAAGGUGCCUUUGUCAACUAUAAAAGCAACAUUUUAAAAUCCAAAUUACCCUUUAAAAGCUCUUAAUUUUAUAGCACAAAUAGGCUGGCCAUCAUGAACAUUUUGUAAUAUGAAUGUACUGUAAAAGGAGGCUUUUGAAAAGUCAUGCCAUAGGAAUUGCAAUGUUUAUGUUCAAGUCCCUGGGAUGAAGUAAUAAUGAUUAUAGUAUUAACACAUUUGUUCUUAAUUUUUAACAUCUAGGGAUGCUCCUAAUCGUAAAAGUUCUUGUAAGGAUGUAGGGGGCCAUCUUCUCCUAAAAGGGUGAGUAUCCUUGUCUUCAGAUUGUGUACAGUGUAAUAAUAAUAUAAAACUGUUUAAAAGGAAUUAUAUUUGACUAUGUGUAAGUAGGAAAAAAGGCAAGAAGUCAAAAGAGGUAAGGACCUCUUAGGAAGGCGGCGUCUGAGAUGCUAGCUAUCAUCAUAUUGUUGGUAUCUCAAUGAUGAAAUGAAUUUUGUGGUUUUGGUUUUUCUUUUUCAGUUUAAGUUUGGCCAUCAGUAUGCCGGUUGCAGCCACAAGCUUGACAGAAACAGUGAAGGUAAAACUCUCUUUCUCAGUGUGGAGUUUUUAAUAAUGAUAAAUAAAUUGCAAGCUUGCAGCCUCCAAUAAUAGAUCUACACUCAUUAUGAAAUGGAGCAAGUUAAUUGUGAACGUGUAAUCUUAUAACAAUAACAGUUGAUUGUGUUUGGAGAUCCUCUGAUAAGUACAUGUAUCUUUUUGUUUUAAUGACAGGCAACAUAAAAGAUUUAUUUUUAUAAAAAAAUAUUUCUUUGUAUCAAUAACUAUUACUUAACCAGUUAUAUCUAUGGUAACUUUUCAAUUCAGCAUUUCUUUUUUUGAGAGUGUAGGAAAGUUGGCAGAUGCCACAGCAAAAAAAGAACUUCUGAUCUAUUAAUGUAGCUUUCAAACCCAGACAUAUUUCCAGUCAUUGCUUUCCUCCUCCCAGAGAUGAGUAGAAACAGUGGCGGAUCCAGGGGAGGGGCCGCGGAGGCCCGGCGGCCCCCCCUUAUUUUGAGUCCAAACUGAGGCCCAAAGGGCCAAAAAAAAUUUCUUGAAGACCGCCCCCCCCCCCCCCCUUAUCUCAGGGUCUGGAUGACCGCCCGCCCUCUUUAUCUGAAGGUCUGGAUCUGCCACUGGGAAAUACAUCUGCGUUUGCAGCAUACCAUUAAUGAUGUAUUGCCUCUUGCAGAGUGACCUCACACGUGAUCAAGACAACAUGCUAGACAGCUUAAAGGACUGGAUGUACCGUGUUGUUGGCUGGGAUAGGUCCUCAGGUCGCCAUGGCCGUCUUCUACCCAUGUGGACCCUGAUAUUACCCACAGUGCUUCACGGUCUGCUAACCUACAUUCUGGGCACCUUGAUCCAGCACCUGGUACUGAUUAAAAUGAAGGGAAGAGGUCUUAGUUUGUCACGUGAUCAGCAUCCUACGUCAUCUGACGACGAACCUCCAGAUUCCACAGACAUGACACAGACAUACUACCCAGAGCUUGUAGGCAAUUUUCUUGCACUGUUCAUCCCGGAAAUUUUGUUAUAUCCACUGGAAACAGUUCUCAAUCAACUGUAUGUUCAGGGCACGAGGACCAUCAUCGAUGAUUUAGACACUGGUAGUGGUGUUGUGCCACUAUGCACCAACUAUGGUGGUGUAUUUGACUGUUUUCGUUCCAUUUGGAGAGAUGAGGGUCUUGGAGGGUUUUACAAGGGUUUUGGCGCUUUGUUAAUCCAGUUGUUUAUUCACUGGUUCAUUCUCAAACUGACUCAGUUUGUGUACAGAGAGAUGUCCCAGGAUUUUAAGGGCAAAUAACUCGGCUGGAUUUAGAGAAUGUGUUUAGAAGUUAUCAAGGGAACUCUUUUAUUACUGGCCUCUGCUUGUCUUAUAUGAACGCAUCUUUUGUGAUAUCGGCAAGUUUCAUCUUUAAGUGACUUUUUACGAGAGUAUGAAAGUCGUGCUACGUUUACAUGACGAGAGUACGGAGAAAUUUAAGUAUCACGUGUACAACAAUGGGCACAGAUGACUACGCGAUCAUGAAAAGGGAGGACUGUAGGAAGCUAUGGGCGAGGGUGUGUCGCUGUAACCCUAAAACCCGUGGCAUAUAUAUGUCAUAGCCAUGUUCAAUACACUUGAGUCAAGUCGACCUCUGGAGUUUAACUGCAGAAAAGCUGUAAACCGAGUGGAGCGAGCUUUUUAGGCUGUAUAAAGUAGGACGAAGGCGCCAAAAAUCAUUAUGAACCAGAAAACUCCAAGUUUUCAUGAGCUUUCAUGUCAAUGAUUCUUUUUUCCGUAGAUGACGGCCUUUUCACUAGCUUUUUAUUUCCUGUCCCAGAUUAAACGACUUGAAAACCACAUCCUUCUCAGCGGCACAUCCUUUAUGGUCCAUUUCUGGCAGUACGCUUCCCCCC